AGAUAGAGAAGUGAAGGCAAAAUGCAUACGGCUCAUAUGAGCGAGUCGACUCUUAGUGUUCUCAGUGUCAGUUUGAAGAGCCGUGUAAAUGAGCCGACUCGUUCGCGAACCAUACCUCACUAUAACAGGGAAGAGUUAAAACGGCCUAGUAUGAGCAAGAAGAUUGAUUCCUGUCUGUGGACUUCUGUGCCUCAGAGUUCUCCUGCACCAUGUGACCGCUAUAAGCAUGCUAUUUGUGCUUAUAAUGGGAAUGUUUACCUACUUGGAGGUAGAUGGAAGCACUCAUUAAAAGAUUUCUGGAAAUACAAUGUGGUGUGUAACAAGUGGAUCAAGUUGGACUGUGACAGUGACAAUGCACCUGAUGAACUGGAGGAACACAGCAUGGUGUCUCAUCAGGGUGUCCUCUACAUAUUUGGAGGCUUAAGGGAUUCAGCAUAUUCUGACACAAAAACCCCUCUAUGGUUGUUUGACACAGCUAAAGAACACUGGUUCUUCAUAGAAGAGCAAAGUCCACUUGCUCAGAAUGUGGCACCAGCCAACAGAAAGGGACACAGUGCUGUUGUGUUGGGAUCUUCAAUGUUUAUUUAUGGAGGAUACAUUGACAUGCGAGGGACCUCACAGGAGUUCUGGAAAUUUAACUUAGACUCCAGGUUAUGGUCACUCUUGAGUAUUGCACAAGUGGGUCCUGGACCUCGGCAUAGCCACUCUGCUAUAACCCAUGAGGACUGCAUGUACCUGUACGGUGGUCUGCAAGGUUUGAAGGAGCAGAGAGACCUGUGGAGAUGGAGUUCCUAUGACCAUACUUGGACCUGCAUCAGAACCUUCUCAGGACCCUCUAAACUUAUGGGACACUCAGCUGUGGUGUACAAAGACAGCAUGCUGCUUUUUGGUGGAGGAGAGACCCAGACUGCUCCCACUAACUGCUUGUGGAGUCUCAAUCUUACAACACGUAUGUGGGAGAGGCUGCCUUCAUUGCCUGCAUCCACUGCCCCAUGCCGGAUUCACCACUGCAGUGUGGGUCUUGGGCCUAAAUUCCUGCCCAGACCACCAAAUAAUACUAGUAGUAAAGAUAUCUCCAUCUCAAAAAGUAAGGACAACACAUUCAGACCCUUUAAGAACAAAUGUUUCCCUUCUAGUCCCUUAAACUGGAAGCCUGAGGAGGACAUAGAGCUACAGAGCCUGUCUGUCAGCUUAAAAAGUACUCAGACAUACGAGAGCUGCCUCACCUUUGAAAACCAAGUUGCUCAAGGGAACAGGUACAGUGAGCACUCGGAAAAUGAAACAGAGGACACUAUACAGGUCCCAAUGCCUGACUUGCUCCUUAUAGUGGGAGGUAAACCUCUAAAAGACCAAGCUGCCAUUUCAGUGUGGCAAAUGACUCUGGGAGACUAGCAGAGAUAUGGUGAAAAGUUCUAUACAUGCAAAUGCUGCCUUCUCAGAGAGAAAAAUGAAUAGCCUUAAUCAUCCUUUAUGAGGAUAUACAUUAUUUAUUUCUUGGAGCAUCCGCUGGUGCAUUAGUGACAUUCUGAUUUAUUACUCUGAUUUAAGUAGUGUUGUCUUGUAUAUUUGUCCAAAAGAAUUAUUUCAGAAAUGCAUGUAUAUAUGUGCGUAUGUAAAUGUAAUGUGUAUAUGUAAAUAAAUGUAAUUACACCUUUUA
Molecule: messenger RNA, 1657 nt
Organism: Tachysurus vachellii
Lineage: Eukaryota; Metazoa; Chordata; Actinopteri; Siluriformes; Bagridae
Gene: klhdc3l
Product: actin-fragmin kinase
Exons: 8
Coding region: 22-1392 (456 amino acids)
Cellular component (GO): Golgi apparatus
Molecular function (GO): protein binding
Source: RefSeq, a predicted model, not a curated record